AUGGCUUCCUGGAUCUCGAAUAUGCGUGGCUUUGGCCGCCAAAGCAACAAGUCUCAGCAAAACAAGGCCAGCACGCCCUCACCGACCAUGCAGAGUCCAGCAAGCCUGACUCCCGGUGGCUCACAACAAAUGCCUCUAUCGCCGGGUCUCUCAGCCACAGCCAUGUCCUUCGAGAGUAGAGAGCCCAGCGCCGAGAUCCUCAACAACCAGAGACCGCCUUUCUUCUUCCGCGAGCAAUACGCCAACCUGAUUGUCAAGGGCAACUUCAUGACUCUGGCAGCCAAACCCGUACUCAUCGAAGAGGGCGAAUGGCUGGCACAUCAGAACGGCAUGCUCAAAAUCAUCCAAGAAGCCGACCGCAACACAGGCGUCCCAAUUUGCAACCAGCAGACCUGCCCGGCCAUGAGCGCAGGCGCCAUGACCUACACCUGGCUCGACGCCAAACGCGAGAGCGUCCGCGUGCCCGCUCCCCAAUACAUUUCCUACGUCCAAAAAUGGAUCGCCGGCAAGAUCACAGAUCCCAGCAUCUUUCCCACAGACACCUUUGUCAGCGCCCCGCCAUCGCUGAACGCUUCAGAUCCAAACAACUGGCUGGGCAAGGCCUCGGGCUUCCCUCCCCAAUUCGCAAACGACAUCCGCAACAUCUACCGCCAGAUGCUGCGUUGCUACGCUCACAUCUACCAUGCCCAUUGGCUCGAAUUCUGGCACCUGGGUGCCUACAAGGAGCUCAACACUUGCUUCAUCCAUUUCGUGAACGUGGGAAGACUGUUUGGCUUGCUGGGCGACAAGGAGUUGGAACCAAUGGCACCUCUUCUCGACAUCUGGCUGGAGAAGGGCUGGAUGGCUCCUCGCCCCACCAGUUCAGGCGGCCUCAGCACAAAGUCGGCCAAUCCACCCCAGCUGCAGCAACAGCAGCAGCAGUCCAUGGCCUCCUCCUAG
Aureobasidium vineae is the source of this 939-nucleotide messenger RNA. Lineage: Eukaryota; Fungi; Ascomycota; Dothideomycetes; Dothideales; Saccotheciaceae. The record is from the annotation of a GenBank genome assembly.